AUGUGUCUUCCAGCCCUCGGACUGUUAGGGUUCUUGGGGCCAGUAGGGUGGGGGGCAGCAGCAGUGGUAGGGGGGGUUAUAUUGAUUACGGUGGUUAAAAAGAACAGAGAGGAGAAACAAUGGAUUUCUCCAGGAACUCAACAGUGUUUUGAUGACGAGCGAACAUGGUACAAGAAGGAAAAGUCAAAUGAAGCUUCUGGAGAAACUGGAAAUGCUAGUAAGAAGAGAGAAGAACCGUGCCGUCAUGACGAACAUGAUGAUGACAUAAUAAAAGGUUACGGCCUUGGAUAUGUUGGCACAUAUAAAGAGUAAGUCUAUCAUUUUGGUUCAUUUUUGGGUGGAAGUACAGGUAGACCUAGGCCUAAUCUCAUCAACCCAGAACCAAAUAUUGUGUGAGCAGAGUACUUCAGCCAUCUACUCUAUUAUACUCUAUUAUAUCUCCUAGAUAUAGGACAGACACGUCAAAACCUUAUUCCUUAAGAUAAACAAUUGUACUGUCUUUUUUGCCAUUUAUGAAUGUGUUAUUCAAUGCAUUUCUAUGGGCUAUAGUAGUAAAGGCCAAAUUCUAUAUUUUAUCAAAUCAAAUCAAAUUUGGGAUACCUAAAGGGGACCUAAAAUUCAAAUUCAAAUAGCUAAAUGAUCCAUGCUAUGACCAUCUUAAAACAAUUCCAUACGUUAGCUUAGUAGUUAUAAUGGAUGUUAUAGAUGACCAUGGAUCAUUCCAUAUGAAAUCAAUCGCCUUUUUGUCAUUAAUCCUUUCCAUGUUUGCCCAUGGUAGAAGUGGUCGGAAAGUGACAUUUUGGACCUGAAUGCCAACAUAUUCAGGAGACCAGCCAGCCAGCCCAGCGGGAGACAGAGAUACUCAAAGUUAUUUAGCCACUAUCAGUAGCGACCAUCUGUAAUAACCACACACAUUUAACUGACAACUUAGUGUUACUUUCCUUCAUUUUGUACAUUUCGCAUCAUUCCAUUCCAUUGUUUCAUUUACCUUUGUAGUUUCCUCUCUUGUAAACGCUUUCACGUUGGUGUGAUUAUUAAUGGGGGUUGCUAGCAAUAGUGGAUUAUAUUUAACAUAAUACAAAUUGUAUAAAUGUAAGUCGGGACAUGUAAUUAAAUCAUUAUGGAGCAAACCAAACAGUAGCAGUUUGGUCUGUAACACAAUGCAAGACUUGACCGCUGUCAUUACAUCACAGUUCCAUGAUCAGUGAGGGCAAUUAGGGUAGACUUAGAAGACUAUUGUACACUACUAUUCUUCCUUCCAAUAUUACCAUGGAUUGAAGAACUGAAUGUGGAAUCUUUUUGGGGUAAAGGCUCUCCAAAGCUGUGUCUCUAUGAAGUACAGUAGGUAGGAUUUCUGAAUAGGCCUACUUUCCUAGCCAUAAAUAAUCUACAAUGUCAGAGCGUAUCUUAAAUAUUGCCUAGGUGCUGAAACAAAGACAAAAGUAUAUUUAUAUAGAUUUCUUAAAUAUUCUGAAUGCAUUCUCAAUACAUUCUAGUCUUCUUGUGUUGAGUAAGGUUACCAGUAUUUAAAGGGUUCUGUUCUGAAAUAUUAACUGGAAAGUGUUAACUCCAAACUCUUAUGUUUUAUAGAAAAUCUGUCGGCCACGAGAGGGUGGGACUUUUAAUGUUGAAUCCAGAUUAUUCCGAGUGUGUAAGGAAGACACACCCAAAUAAGUUGUUGUAGGCCCGCAUUAGAUAAUCAUUAAAAAGUAAGAGAAGUGGUUAAAUCCAAACACUUAGGAAACGUGUAUCUUUCCUAAGUCUGAAUCGGGCCCUAUGAGACAUAGACACAAGAUAGCCAGACAGAUAAGCAUUAUAGAGGAAAUUUGUCCAUUCAGAAUCACCAUAGCCAUUUCUUUAACCUCAUCAGUCCUGAGGACCCCAGAAAAAAUCACUACUGUAAUUUAUCUGCAUGUCCAGCCCUUAUAUUUAGCCUCACAAUUAAGUGUUUUACCAGUUUAUUUUCAGGACAACCAGGGCUACAAGUAGAGCACAAAACAAUUUGACAUAAACAGUUGCAUUCAUGAGUUUAACUGAUAAAUGUCAUUAAGAAAAAUAAGGUCUGUCAAACAAAAACCUGAUAAAAAUGAAAUUAUAAGAAUGCUGUAAGUACAGAAAUUGUUUGCUCAGUGGGAAAUGAAUAUUCAACUGGUCAGUGACAACUGUGUGGAGUUUGUAGUUUGUGACAUAACUAUGUGAGCUUAUUACAGUAUUAUAUGGAUUUCCUAUGAUUUUCUAUGUAGAAGAACUCCUUACCUUCUAGCUACUGUUGUGUAGCUUGUGAGCGUCGUAGGGCAAAACAGAUUACAUGCACAUGUUUGUGAGAGUCUCAAUAGUUCAAACUAUACCAACGUUUUUGUGAGAGGAACCGCCCCCGGACCACUUCGGGAUCCGCCCUUGUCUCACAAACACCACUCUAGCUCAGCUCCCGUUAAUCACACAGACUAAUGGUUGGUAUCAAUGGACAGAGAAGAAAUAGAAAAACAACAAACACACAAUGUUUAAAAGGGGUUAGAAGUCCCAAGCAAGCCAGUGUCAUGAUUAAAGUCUACUUUGAUAGCUGAAUACAAUAGGCCUUUUUAUGGAUAGGCCUAGGACUUAAUUUUCAUGACAGCAUGGAUAUAAUUCCCUCUGCAUUGACAAACUAAUAAUCUCGUCCACCAGCUGGCUCUCUGUUAAACCAUAUGGUUUCACAGCGCCUCAGAAUGGAAGAUCAAUAGAAGUCUAUGGCAGGAGCAGAUGAAACAACCGCUGGUUUUAAUUGGCUGAUCUCUCAGUCCAUCAUCUAGCAUAACCCUUAGAACACUGUGGACUUCAAACGCCAGCACCACAAGUGAUUUAAACAAGGAAGUGAGUUUAGAAUAUCUGAGAAAUACGCAUUUUAGAAAUAGUUUUCAAUUGGGCUUCUCAAAAAUAAUAUACAGUCGAUUUUCGCCCCAUCUAACACAACUGUCGCACGCUCGCUCCCCAUUCCCGCCUCGAGUUAGAGCCAAGCCUCAUAAUCGUGUGAUUCUCUCAGAAUUUAAAUUGAUUAGCAUUCCACUCAGUAAAUCCACCCCCCCUAAAUUCCAAAUAGUCCCACACUGUUACCAGGCUCUAUGUGGCAGCAAUUCGAGCCGGGAGACAAGGUUAACAAACAAAUGAUGUAAACCUAACCUACUAAUUCUUCUUCUCUCCUCAUAAGUGACAAAAAAUUUAGACCAUCUCGGUGUGAUAAGGAGAAUGAAGGCAUUACAGAGGCAGACCAUAUUCCACCAAAGGAUUGUCUGAAGAAGGCCCUAAACGAUGUACGAAUGGAUCGUCUCUUACAAGUGAAUCCAAGGCUUCAUGAGAUGAUCAUGAGCCUUGUUUAUGACCCAACUGGACAGAAACUGUUAACCAUGAGGGUUCUUUACCAGGAUCACAGAGAUGCUUUGACCACUGGUAGUAGCAAGGAAUCUAAAAUAUGCAGGUGAAUGCUUUAUAAAUGCUCAAGGUUUUUCCCCAAUGUGUGUACAUGUUCCCUCCCCUUAUAGAUUGGAAAUAGUUGUAAAUCCUUGAGUGCAGGGUUUGGGUCAAUUCAGGAAGCAUCAUUUGAGUUGAAUUUGAAUUGCAGGAAGUGGAAUUUAAUUCAAAGCAAUUCAAGCCAAUUUAACUGAGACGUGAAACAUAAAAGUCUCAUUCAUUUGACAAAUGUUUCACCUAAAGGAUAUGCCACUUAUUAAUGCAAUGAAUACACAUACCAUUUCAAAUAUUAGUUUGAUUAAAACUCAGAGUAUUUUUCUUUGUCAUGAGAUGUUAGAUUGUUCCCUUCCAUACUGCAGUGUUUGAUGUAAUGCAUUCUUGCCAAAAAAUAUCAGAUAUUUAAAAAUAUUGAGGGAUUUAUGAAUUAUUAUAGACAUCCCACAAUAUGAUCUUAGAAUAUUUCCAGACCACUGUAAUUAUUAAAAAUUGUUUUAGGAUAAUUAAUUUUAAAAAUGUUGGCACACACAAAUUAAAUAUAUCACCCUUAUGCUAUGUGGCGUUGGUAACCAUAUAUGACAGCCUGGUCUCAUAGACUAGACUUAACAUAGUGAAUGUAAAUCCGGGACACACAAAUGAGUAUGACAUGUUACGUUUGGUAUGGUUACAUAAGACAGAUGGUAACUUAAGGCAAAAACGAAAGUAGGGUGGUUGGUUGGGGUGGAUGGGUGGGCAUUUCGCAUUUUAGCUAAUUAGCAACUUUUCAACUACUUACUACUUUUUAGCUACUUUGCAACUACUUGGCAUAUUAGCUAACCCUUCCCCUAACCCUAACCUUAACCCUUUUAGCUAACCCUUCCCCUAACCCUAACCUUAACCCUUUUAACUAACUCUUCCCCUAACCCUAACCUUAACCAUUUUAGCUAACCCGUUCCCCUAACCCUAACCCUUUAAUCUGACUCCUAAACUUAACCCUAACCUUAACCUCUAACCCUAACCCCUAGCCUAGCUUACGUUAUAAUUUAAUUCAAAUUACAUUCAAAUUCUGCUUCCUAAUUCCAAGAGUUGAAUUGAAAUUAGAGAGCAAUUCUCAAUUCAGAAUUGACCCCAACCCUGCUUGAGCGGAACAAGUGUAAACUUCAUAGGAAAUGGGGGAAAACAGAAUUGGGCUUAUCAUCCAGAAACAACUCCUUACCCUUAUAUUGACAGACUUUUCAGGUUGCAAAUGAUAAAUUAACAAAAUUCCUGAAAGUAACUGUUUUUUAAAUGUUUCCAUUGAGGAUUUUGAAAGGCAUAUUCCUUUUCUUUGCAAUCCUAUUAUACCUAUCCCAUAUUUUCAUAACACCACAAAUUCCACAGGGGUAGGAGUAAGACGUUAUUUCUGGACAUGGCCUGUGCAGCUCCCCUGCUCUGUGUGUUCUCUUUAAUGCUUACCCCUUCUGUUUUUCAGGUGGCUUUUGACACAAACAAUUCUAAGCGGAAAAGAUGAUUGUGCAGUAAAAAUGCUGAAGCAGGCUUUUAUCAUGGGUCAUCCUAUAGCUUCCCAGAUGCUCAGAUACGACGCUGGUAAAAACAAUUAAUGUAUAUAUACACUACCGUUCAAAAGUUUGUGGUCACUUAGAAAUGUCCUUGUUUUCGAAAGAAAAGCAAUUUUUUGUCCAUUAAAAUAACAUCAAAUUGAUCAGAAAUACAGUGUAGACAUUGUUAAUGUUGGAAAUGGCUAUUGUAGCUGGAAAUGGCUGAUUUUUAAUGGAAUAUCUACAUAGGCGUACAGAGGCCCAUUAUCAGCAACCAUCAGUCCUGUGUUCCAAUGGCACGUUGUGUUUGCUAAUCCAAACGUAUCAUUUUAAAAGGCUAAUUGAUCAUUAGAAAACCCUUUCGCAAUUAUGUUAGCACAGCUGAAAACUCCUGUGUAGCUCAGUUGGUAGAGCAUGGCGCUUGCAACGCCAGGGUUUUGGGUUCGAUUCCCACGGGGGGCCAGUAUGAAAAAUGUAUGCACUCACUAACUGUAAGUUGCUCUGGAUAAGAGCGUCUGCUAAAUGACUCAAAUGUAAAUGUAAAACUGUUGUGCUGAUUAAAGAAGCAAUAAAACUGGCCUUCUUGAGACUAGUUGAGUAACUGGAGCAUCAGCAAUUGUGGGUUCGAUUACAGGCUCAAAAGGGCCAGAAACAAAUAACUUUCUUCUGAAACUCGUCAGACUAUUCUUGUUCUGAGAAAUGAAGGCUAUUCCAUGCAAGAAAUUGCCAAGAAACUGAAGAUCUCGUACAACGCUGUGUACUACUCCCUUCACAGAACAGCGCAAACUGUCUCUAACCAGAAUAGAAAGAGGAGUGGGAGGCCCCGGUGCAAAACUGAGCAAGCGGACAAAUACAUUAGAGUGUCUAGUUUGAGAAACAGACGCCUCACAGGUCCUCAACUGGCAGCUUCAUUAAAUAGUACCCGCAAAAAACGUCUCAACAGUGAAGAGGCGACUCCGGGAUGCUGACCUUCUAGGCAGAGUUGCAAAUAAAAUCCCAGUGUCUGUGUUCUUUUGCCCAUCUUAAUCUUUUAUUUUUAUUGGCCAGUCUGAGAUAUGGCUUUUUCUUUGCAACUCUGAAGGUCAGCAUCCCAUAGUCGCCUCUUCACUGUUGACGUUAAGACUGGUGUUUGCUGGUACUAUUUAAUGAAAAAAAAACAGGGAAAAAAUGCAUACUUUCUUUAUGAAACACCAUUUCCACCACCAUUUUUGUAUUUUCUGAUCAUUUAGGAUGUUGGACACCCUUAAUUGGCUGAACGCUGUGUGCAACAUCCUAAAUUGUCUGAAAAUACGAAAAUGGUGGUGGAAAAUUGUGUUUCAUAAAGAAAGUAUGCAUUUUUCCCUGUUUUUUUCUGCCUUCUCACCAUUAAAGCUAGUUAACGAGGUAAAUGAUGCUUUUGCACCCUGAAUGGAGGAUGCUUUUAUAUACGAGCCGUCUACGGGAGACACAAGUUUAUUACCGGAUAUGUGCAUCAAGUCUAGCUAGAUGAUAGUGCAGAUCUAGCGCCCAUGCAUUAUCGGAUGCCUAGGCUAAAUGUGUAGUUGAGAAGGACUAGUGUUUGAACCUAUCACUAACAUUCAUUCUCUCAACAUGUAAAAAUCCCUUGUAAAUGUGAAAAUAUGCACUCUUAUUGUAGGAUUUGUUGACGCCGCACUACGUACCGAUGGUAAAGUUGACAUGUCUGAUGAAGGCACAAGGAACUACUACAGAUAUGGCUACACUGACCUGGUCGAUGAAUAUCUCUACAAGGGGAUAAUCAACAAGAAUCAAGCACAAGACCUCAAAAUAUGGGUGAAAAGAGAAAUGCACCUGGACCGGGAUACCCCAGAGUACAAGGAGAUCCUUGAAGACAUUAAUGAUUUACUACGACUGUUUUUAUAUGUU
This is a messenger RNA of Coregonus sp. 'balchen', 6842 nucleotides long. NCBI's taxonomy places the organism in Eukaryota, Metazoa, Chordata, Actinopteri, Salmoniformes, Salmonidae. The record is from the annotation of a GenBank genome assembly.